AAAUGUAGGAAAAUUUACUUUUUUUCUCAAGAGGCAUUGAUUUUCUCCUACUGGGUAUUGGUUUUCCAUCAUCAGUCAACAGUUUUUACUAUAAUAACUUUGUGAGUAAACAAUUGAAGACAUUCUUUAUCUACAAAAGAUGAAAGGGGUUUUCCAAGUACCUUGUAGGUCCAAUGGUAUUCAUUGCUACUUUCAACUUCAAAUACGGGAAGCAGAUCUGGAAAAAACACUUGAGCAAAUUUAUAACCUUGAAUGCGAUUAAAGACAUUUAAAUCAUCUUCAAGAUUCUCAAAUCUUUGUAUAGAAUAGGUCAAGAGAUUACCCUCAAAAUAUAGUUUUACUUCAUUGUUACUACUAAUAGUAGCUAUGAGCAAAGAUAUACUGCAACAAAAGAAAAUAGUCCCAAUUGAUGAAAAUUUAAAAUUCAUAUUAGUUAAGGAAUGUUAACGAGUAUGGAUCAUGUAUUGAUGCAGCAAUCACUGGCAUAAAUUCCUCCUCCAUUGAUGUAACCCCAGGUGAUUCUUAUUAGUUCACAAAUGUUUUGUAUAGGAGUUCUUCUAAUGAUCUAAGGUUCUAAGUAGCUAUUGGCUAUACAUGCUUUCUAGAUUACAGUUUAAACAUAUAAAAGAUUUCUUUUCCUUGUUUUGUUUUGCAUUUCUUCCAACUCGUUUGUGGUUCAUUUCUGUUAGUGCUACUUGCCCUUUGUGAACUAAUUAAUAAUUGAAACCUUCUGAAGUUAUUUUGUUAUUUGAAUCCAGCUUGCUUUUAUUGCUGGGCAGUCAAAUAUUGACAAUCACUAUUGCGUCAUAUGCAAUAAUCUCAGCUUUCAGCCUUUAUGGUCAGUUUGCAAUAUGAUGUGCAGCUCAUUUUAUAAUAGAUUGUGACAAUAUUGAUUCUUUUGUGGAUCUUCCAUUCUCAUUUAGUCCGUCUCUCUUAUGAUGGUGUUUCAUUGACUAUUGUUUUAUUGGCAAAAAGAUCUCAUUAACUUUUUCUUUCUCAUUUUGCUUUAUGCACUCACCAACACUUCUGUUACUCUGGGCCUGCAGUAACUAUAGAGACUCUUUUAUUGUUAAGAGAUUCAUGAGUUAAUUCAUGAGACACAUCAAAUGCAGGUUUGGAAGAUGAGAACCAGACCGACUGGCAGAUGUGAUUACAUUAUUCUCACUCCAAUAAGAGAAAUUAAGAGAGUUGUAUUAAUCAAUUAAUAUUUUUUUUACAUCCGCUCUCUGAAGAUGUAGAGUAUGCUUAAUGAUGGUUUAUUGGAUUGUGUGUUGAUGCAGCAGCCACUGCCAUAAUGCUUCCCCGAUCCAUUGGGGAAUUCCGGGUGAUUCCUUAAGCCAUGUCUUUAAUUGUAUUCUGAUUGGAGAUGGACGUUCACAUACUCAAAUCAAUCUGUCUUAAAUAUAAUGCCUUGUAUUUUCUUUUUUGUUCUAAUCAAAAUGCUCUUAAAUU
Messenger RNA from Rubroshorea leprosula, 1452 nucleotides. NCBI's taxonomy places the organism in Eukaryota, Viridiplantae, Streptophyta, Magnoliopsida, Malvales, Dipterocarpaceae. The record is from the annotation of a GenBank genome assembly.